This is a messenger RNA of Diabrotica virgifera virgifera (western corn rootworm), 3605 nucleotides long. RefSeq names its product zinc transporter ZIP13 homolog (gene Zip99C). Gene Ontology annotation, biological process: zinc ion transmembrane transport; intracellular zinc ion homeostasis. Gene Ontology annotation, molecular function: zinc ion transmembrane transporter activity. Bases 238 to 1209 code for a protein of 323 amino acids. NCBI's taxonomy places the organism in Eukaryota, Metazoa, Arthropoda, Insecta, Coleoptera, Chrysomelidae. The transcript has 5 exons. Gene Ontology annotation, cellular component: membrane. The record is from RefSeq and is a predicted model, not a curated record.
AGAGGGGAUGUAUCCGUCAAAAACACGCUUCUAUAUCAACGCGGAAAAAAAUAUUAUAAAUGUAGUAAAAGUGUGAUACGAUGAGUGCUCAAUAACGAGUGUGUGCUAAUCUUAUAUUUCGAACGUAACAUCUCAACCGGCUCAAUCUCAGUGUAGAUUAGUCGGUCUGGAAAACAAUAAAUCCAAACAACAAAAGCGGCAAAAAUCCGUGUCAAGUAUUUUAUCAACAACUGAACAAUGUCACUGCUUGCAAACGCUUUCAUCUGUGCUACAGACAUUAACAGCACAAAUUAUGACGAUUCCUAUCAGGAAAUAGUUAAAGACUUAGUGCCAGACUGGGUUUGUGCUCUGGAAUAUGUUCCCUGGUGCUGGGCCAUCUUUGGAUCUCUCCUUGUUGGACUUAGCGGGGUUUUGCCUCUCCUUGUCAUACCCAUUGAUCAUUCGGAGAACUUGAAACAAGGAGAUGGUGCCAAUAAACUUAAGACUCUAUUGAGUUUCGCCGUAGGAGGACUUUUGGGGGACGUUUUCCUGCACUCCUUGCCUGAAAUUUGGGCCAAUGACACAGUCACAAAAUUGGGAAGUGGACACAUCUCAAACAGCGGACUAUUGAUAUUAACGGGGCUCAUAGUUUUCGUGGCUGCCGAAAAGGUAUUCUCUGUGAUAGAACAAAUAGAAGACAAUGAGAAAAGUACAUCGCAAAGUGUCGAGAACAACAAUACCAAAGGACUGAGUCAGCCAAUCGAACACAAAAAAUCGGUUUCCGGUUAUUUGAACUUGGUAGCUAACACCAUGGACAACUUCACCCACGGUCUGUCAUUGGGUGGCGCCUUCUUGGUAUCCCUUAGACUAGGACUGCUGACCACCUUCGCCAUUUUAGUCCACGAAAUCCCCCACGAAGUCGGAGACUUCGCCAUCUUGCUUAAGUCCGGCUUCACGAGGUGGCACGCCGGCGUUUUCCAACUUUUGACCGCAGGUGGCGGUCUCAUCGGCGCCAUGGCGGCCAUCUUGUUCAGCGGCGCACAUACAGCUCUUGAAGCGAGGAGCUCCUGGAUAUUACCAUUUACAGCCGGCACAUUCCUUCACAUAGCUUUAGUAACCGUUCUUCCCGAUUUACUCAAAGAAGAAGAUCCCAAAGAAUCAUUCAAGCAACUGUUAGCCUUGAUCCUGGGGAUAACAGUCAUGGCGUUCGUCACCAACGCUUUCGAGUGAUGGCGACCACAAAACAUUAUCACAAAUGUACUUGAAGCAAUAGUUUAUUUGAAAUAAUUAGAAAUUUCCAUAAUUAUUAGUUGCGGUUUUAUUAAGUGUCAACUGUCAUUUGUCAAAAUGUCAACUGUCAUUUGUCAAAAUGUCAUCUGUUAUUUGUCAAAAUGACAGAUGACAAUAACUCAACUGUCAGUUGUCAAAAAGAUGGCGUAAAGAUAUAUAAAUUAGUUCUGUAGAGUAUAAAAGUCCUUUAUGUAAUUCUUACUUUCAAAUAAACUCUUGCACUGACAAAUUAAAUGUAAUUUUGACAGUUUCUGAAAGGUUUGACUAAAUGUAAAUGUCAGAAUUAUAUAUCUGUUGAUUUUUAUACAGGCACAUCAAACAUAUUAACAUACACAAUUGAAGAUCGUUGUAACUGAUAUCUGCAGUCAACAAUUUGGAAAUUGCUUCACAGCUAACUCAAAUUAGAAGUUAUGUUUCACAACUGCAUAAAAUAAUUGUUAACAGGAUCAAUAUUUUAUUGUUUAUAUUAGUUUUUGUAAAGAUAUGUUUCACCAGUACUUAAAUAUCGAUCAGAGACACAAACUGUGUUAGAAAAGGUCCAUGGAAUGUAUCAAUAUGAUUUUAUUUUUUAUAUCACCUUCAUUUGUGCAUUCCGGUCUCAAUAAUUAAUGUAAAACGUCAAAUUUUCGUUUCAGGCGACAAUUACUGAUACUGCCUACAAAUAGUGGUAUUCUUUUUCUCAUGAUCAUCUUUCAGUGCGUCACAGUUUUUCCAUUUCUCUCUAACGCAUUAAAUUGUAUGUGACAGAAAAAAAGGCACGUCUGUGAAUACUUUGGUAAUUAUUCUAGUUUGGUGAUUAUUCUAGUUGUCGAUAGAUGGCGCCAUAAUCAAAAAAGAAUUAUUUAUUAAAUAAAAUAAUACUAUUAUCAAUAUAAUCUGUACAAUUUAUAAGACUAUACAAAUGAAAGAAAAUACCAUUUUAUAAAUGCAAUAGACACAAUUGAUUUGGUUUUAUUCCAAAUUGAAAAUAAAAUUUGACAACUGUCAGAUUUAACUAAAAUGUCACGUUAGAAUAAAUGUCAUAAAUGUGUAUUAUCACGGACUUCCUUUUUUUCUAUAAUUUGUGACGCAUUGAAAAAUGUUCAUGAAAAGGAGAAUAUAAGGCUUUUCAUCGAUUGUCAUUUGUUUCGAGCUUCUUCUGUCAUCUAGCAGGCAAGACCGCCUAAAUGCGGUCUAAUUUCUAGCUAUUUCAGCUAUGUUUAGGUAUGCAGCAUGCAAACCUGCCUUUGGUCGUAUACUACUAAGUGUACUUGUAAAUAUUUGGUUAACGCUAAUUGAUUGGCUCUAUUAAGUCAAAAGAUAUCAAGCUUUGAAUUUUUCCAUUGAAAAUAAAAUUGGCCUGCUAGAGGGAUAAUCUGUGUAUAAUAUUAAUAUACACGGAUUAUACCACAUAUUAUGACAGAAGCUCGAAAUAAAUGACUGAAUGAAAAGCCCUAUGGAGCGAGACUUGUCAGAACAUGUUUUGGUUUCACCUAACCUUACAUAACCUACAAUUUAUCUGAAUAGCUGUCUAUUGAGAUAUAUUUUGUCUGCCACUGUCUUUUUAUGAAUAACAAUUACUGUUUUACCUAAAAACAAUUAAAAAACAUGUGAUAAUGCGCGCGUACGCAUUUAAUAUUUUAUUAAUAUGCAUACUUCGACAGCUUCGAUUCAGUUCGCUUCAGACGCUGAAAAGUAGAAACCUUGGUCAGCCGAUGGUGGUGGCCUCGAAUCGAAUUUAAUCUAAAGCUAUCUUUCCUUAAAAAACGUGUAUUAUUCUUCUUUUGGGAUAUUCUUAAGGCAAUGCCUUAUCUCUCCAUUAUCUAUAUUAUAUCAAAAUAUUUUGAUCGGAUUUAUGUUGGGUAUUUAUUGCGAUUACUUUUACAUUUAACAUUACAUUUCUACAUUUAACAUUACUCUAUGAGCUAUUAAAGUAUAUCAUAACCCAACUUUUUGUAAAUGAUGCUAUUCCCGCUCUUUCACUGCGGCAUUUUUUUGGAAGGCAUGCCCAGGUGCUCACUUUCUACUGGCAAUGAAAGUUUGAAUGCGCAUGUGUGACACGCACACUGAACACUUUGCCUGACACUGAUCCGUGACAUGCGCAGUAAAAGGUUUAACUAGUUUCUUAAUGAUCUCAGUUACAAAGAUAUUCACCUGUGUAAUGUAUGAUGGAAAACGUGCCGUUCUAUGCUGUGUUAAAACCGUUGCCAUAUUCUAUGAUUCUCUAGUGAUAUGUAAUUAAAAAAUGUAUAUAAAUAUUUUAUCAGUAUUUUUAGGUAGAAUGGAUAUUUGAUAUUUGAAGGAAAUAAGUCUUAAAUUGAUAAUAUGUAGUUUUUUAAAAUACACAUUCUGUUUUA